Molecule: messenger RNA, 2953 nt
Organism: Zootoca vivipara (common lizard)
Lineage: Eukaryota; Metazoa; Chordata; Lepidosauria; Squamata; Lacertidae
Source: RefSeq, a predicted model, not a curated record
AGCCUCCCGAAUUGUUGUUGGGGAGGCGCUGAGGGUGAGUCUUAGGAGGGUGAGGUGGGGAGAUUGCAGCAGCUCGGGGCGGCCUCCAGGCGGGCAGAAGGGGGGCGAGGAAGGGGUGAAAGGGACCCCCCUUUUAACCCCCCGCCCCAGCCCCCUUCUCACCAGCCCAGCUGGGGAAAAUCCUUCCCACCACCAUGCAAGCAAUUUCCUCCCCCCCUUCUCUUUUUUGAAACCACGUAGUCUCUGGGCAACGCAGUCAGAUGGCCAUGGUGCAAAUAAUAACAUUAUUACUGUCAUCAAUCAAUCAAUUCCACAGGAGUAGGUGUGCUCAGCUCCUCCUACUGCUCCAGACCAGGAAUGGGAAUCUUGUGGUUCCCCCUAUAUUGCAUGGCUUAGGGCAGAUCCUGCCUGUGCAUUGAAACACCCAUGAAAUAACACACAUUUUCGAAGGGCCCGGCUUCUCUGCAAGGAUCCCUGGCUGGGGGAACUGUAGUUUUCCAAGCAGGCACCUUGCAAGGUCCACCGGGCUAUGAGCUUCGUGGGCGACUGGGAAUUUAUUUUGUUUUUAACCUUACCGCUUUGUGGUGGAACUAAGGUGGGGGGAAAGGUGGGAAAGGACAAAGAUCUUCCAACCAUACUUGUCUCUCUCGCACCCCACAACCCGUCCCCACAGGUUGUGGAAGAAGCUCAGUGACCCCUUCCAGGCGGCCUCCUCUUUGUGAAAAGAGAAGAAAUGGCUCAGGCUCUGGUGUCCUUUGAGGAGGUGGCCAUGCAUUUCACGAAGGAGGAGUGGGAACUCCUCAACCCAUGGCAGAAGGCUCUGUACAAGGAAAUCAUGCUGGACAAUUAUAGGAAUGUGACCUCCCUGGAAGGAGGAGACCCUCUCAUGCCCAGGCCAGACCUCAUCCGCUGGCUCGAAGAACUGGUUAUACUGCCCUGCAUGGAAGGAUGCUCAGCAGCAGGAAGUAAAGAUCCAGAGAUUAAAAGUGAAGUAGAUUCUGACUGCCCCUUGAGUCCCCUGAAAAUCUGCUUUGGAGAGUUGGGGGAAGCCCCGGAACCGAUUUGCAAGGUCAAGAGAGAGGAGGAACCUUCCAUUAUGCAGGCAGAAAACCGUCCACCAACAGAACAGCUUUGUUCGAUACAGCCCAAAGUGUCAGCAAAAGGAGCCAAGCAUCCCAAGCUGGAAACCUGUAGCAGAGGAUCUUCCUGCAACAGCACGAAGGCGAACAGCGUGGAAGCCCUGCUGCGAGAUCCCUUUCCUGAGCGCAGUUUGGCUGAGCAGUGCCGUAUUAAAGAUCUCGGUCCCGACUGCCCUGACCUGUGCAUUGUGCAAACCGUGCUGGAGAAAGGCAAGCCGGUCACCCGGAGGUUUAGCAGGGCCUGGUACGACCGGAAGGAGUGGCUUUGCGGGAGCGCCUCGAAAAACGCGUUUCUGUGCUUUCCCUGCUUGCUGUUUGGCGGCGCCGUCACCUGGGCACGGACUGGAGUGGCAGACAUGAAACAGAUCUCCAUAAAGACAAAGGUUCACGAGGAAUCUGCAAAGCACAGGGAAAACUGCCUUAAGCUGGCUGGGUUGGGCAGAGACAAUGGCACUGAGCCAAAGGACAUUGGCUGCGACGCUCACACCAGGAAGCAUAGCCAGGAAGUGGAGAACAGCCCGCCUCAUCCCCGUGCUCUGGAAUGUCCCGAAUACCACCAUUUGGUAGACAAGAGAAAAACAAAGAGCCCUUUCUGGGUGCAUUUUGGAUUGCCUGCCAACGAGAGUGGCCGUCUGGUGUCCGACGGUGUCGCGAUUUGCAAAAUAUGUUCGCACUCGGUAUCCGCAAAAGGCGGAAACACCUCCAACCUCGGCAAACACCUCCAGCUCAAACACCCUCUGAAAUUUAGGGAGCUGCCUUCUUCGUCCAGAGACGUUUCCGUUCCUUCCUGUAAAAAUGCUGCUGGGCCGGCGGCUGCGACGACAUCAGCGAGUGCUGUAGUAACUGUUGCGGAAAGUCCUCGGGAACAGCAAAACACUGCGUCGGAUUCUCAGCCGCUCAAUCCUAAGAGCUCGAGAUCCUGUACUCAGGCAAUCACAGAGUAUCUGGCUACGUGCCUGGAGCCUUACAACACAGUGGACCACCCCAAAUUUAUCCAGAUGGUAAACGCUCUGAAACCGAAAUAUCCGUUGCCCGGUAGAAAAUACUUCGCCACCGCAGGAGUUCCAAAGCUGUACAAGGACACGGUGGUAAAAAUGAAGAGAGAACUGUGCCGGCUAACUAAGACUGAACUGGCCAUCACAACUGAUUGCUGGACGUCUGUUGUUGGCGCUCCGUUUGUGGCCGUGACGGUACAUUUCAUUUCGGACGAGUGGAAGUUGACCGACGCUUGCUUGGCCUGUAGACAUUUUUUGAAGGAGCCCAGUGCAGCCGUUCUUUGCGAAAUGCUGAGAGACACCUUAUCGGAGUGGGGCAUCGACGUGAAGAACGUAUUUUGCAGCACGACAGUUAACAGCGCCAAUAUUCUCAAAGCGGCCCGGCAGCUGGGCUUAGAGCACAUUUCUUGCUUUGCUCACAAUAUAAACGGCGGGGUGAACCGAGCUCUAAACCUGACGCAGCUGAGAAGGGCAGUCGGAAGGCUGAAAAGGCUACAAAGCAGUAUUUGCCGUAGCUGGAAAAUGAGGCGGGACCUCACCAGAGCUCAGGAGAUCCUCGAGAUGGACAAGGUGGGCUUGCCAAGCGCUUGUCCCACAAGGUGGUGGAGUCUGCUCAAACUGUGCCGAAGGUUUCUCGAAAACCAGCUCCCGCUGUGCAAGGUACUUAUGGUUUAUCCGUCUAAAAGACAUUUGAUGUUGGAAGGGGACGACGUCUCGGCUGUCCAAGACUUUGUGUCUGCAGCUGCCGUGUUAGAGGACCUCACCACGACUCUAAGCGGAAGCAGUUACGUCACGGCAUCAUCUGUCCUGCCUCUUUAG